This is a messenger RNA of Helicoverpa armigera (cotton bollworm), 5468 nucleotides long. RefSeq names its product tubulin polyglutamylase ttll-4. Gene Ontology annotation, biological process: microtubule cytoskeleton organization; protein polyglutamylation. The coding region runs from base 577 to 4065 and encodes 1162 amino acids. Gene Ontology annotation, molecular function: tubulin-glutamic acid ligase activity; tubulin binding. Lineage: Eukaryota; Metazoa; Arthropoda; Insecta; Lepidoptera; Noctuidae. Gene Ontology annotation, cellular component: cilium. The transcript is spliced from 18 exons. The record is from RefSeq and is a predicted model, not a curated record.
UAAACGUUUGACGAGAAAGUGACAACAUGAAUUGAAGAGCAACCAUAUUUACUAGUAAAGCUAUAAUUAUGUGUGUACAGAGAAAGAACUAAAUUAUCAAGUGUUUUAAAUUUCUUUUCAAUAUCCCUUUCUACAGAUCGAUAUACUGGCGACAUAGAAUCAAAAAAUUCGUAUCACAAGUAACGAAAUUAACAAGCUGCCUCAUAGUAGAUCUUAAACGCUUUUGUUUAUCGAAUUAGGUAAACAACAACUGAAAAAACUGGAUGAUUUGAGCGUACCUACCACGAUCGCCAUUACUAUGGGCAUUAUUAAAUUAACGGUGCAAAGUGUGUGACUGUGUCAAUGAGUAAUUCGUGUAGGAGUAUCCCAUCUUAAAGGUUUGCUAAUUUAUUUGUAAAAAGAACAUCAUUUUCUUUCAAUUUUGGCGGGAGUCCUGGCACGUUGUAUCGCGGUUGUCGAAUGGUGACGAUCUGUCACCUGUCGCCCCCUGGCCUCGUCGACGCCGAUAUAAGUUCAUGUUUCAGUGGUUCUCAGUAAAAUUAGCAGUGCAAUAGUGAAAUUCCUGGUGCGCAAUCCAUGUGGACAUUCGACGAUGCGUCGCGAUUAGGCGGGUCGGAUAUGGAUAGUAGGCGAGCGUGCCCAAGCUACGAAGCCGGGUUAGACGUAUGUGAUCCCUUGGGGUCGGUGCUGGAUUGGUCUGGUCGGGAGCCAGCGCGCAUACUGCGUCGUCGCUGUCGCAGCGAAGGCGUAGACCGCUCGCCGUACGAGGAUGUGAGUCGCGAGGCGAACCGCUCCGCGGAUGGUAACUGUCGAUAUCACCGUGCCCUGCCCAACAAGAGCCAUUUCACGCUGAAUACCAGCGAGCCGCAUUACACGGCCGCGCGGUUUCGCCACGAGUGCCUGCUGCCCGCCGCCGAGAACGGCGACUACGUCAUGGCCCACGAGCAGGACAGGUACCAUGGUUACCAGCCAGGAAGAUCAAAAUUAUACCGGAAAAGCCCAACUAGACCUUUAUUAGUUACAACAUUAUCCAAUACUAAAGUGGAUGACCGUUUGCCAAAAGUUGAGGAACUACUAGAGAAAGUUGAUCAUGAGAUGAUGGAGGUGCAAGCAACAAAACAGCCUUUGAAAUCAAUACUCAAUAACCCCUUACCAAGUUCACCUCUGCAUGGAAUACUCAAAAAGCCCAAGAACAAACCACACCUGGACCCUAAAGCUGCCUUAGAGGGCCGCAGAAGACAGCGAGCAGCCAGCGAGUCUGACAACUUAUACUGCAACUAUAGUUUUGGUUCUCCAGUACCGGGAUAUGAUAACCGUCUGAACUACUUAUCGGCGACAACAAAACGUGCCAAAGACAACUCAGGCAUUGGCUACUCCUACGGUUCAGCAGUCGCCAGCCUCGGGAACACAGCUUGUAAGAGCCCCACCAGAACUUCUUCCACUGCCAGCUCCAAGUCGAGGCAACGGAAGGAUAUACUCGUGAUAAAGGACAAUAAUGACCAUGAUAUGCAUUUGUUGAGGACGACAGCUAUCAAUGAGACUGUACAUGUUGAGCCUAUGAUGGAUUUGGGUUCUUGCCAAUUGGACAUUUCGAGUCGGUGCGGCUCCGGGACGACAACGGCGCGCUUGUCGUCCGGGCCCCGGACGUGUCGUGUCAAUAGCGCGCCCGCUGGACAUGUCGAACCGACCCGAAACGGCCAAAUUCCUCGCCAAGACACGCUCACACCCACAUGCCCAGCGGUGAGUCCGGCCCUCCCAGUCAGUUCGGGUACCACGAUACCCGUACCCAAGAAAGCUGUGAAGAUCAAGAAGAAAAUCAAAGUUACCACCAAGACAAAAGCCAAGAUGAAGUCGGGGAGCCAGACUGAUUGCUGUGGCGUUGAGUUGGAGACUGAGGAUGCUCACAGCAGAUCACCGUCGCCAGAUGCCUUAACAGACUACUGGCAAAUGGAAACGGAUGCAGCAUUAGCCGAAAUGGAGAAACAGGAAAAGCCGGCCCUCCCCUCCACCUUGUCUAAGAAAGAGGAGGAAAACCACGUGCUGGUCACGAAACUGACCACCAAACUCAAUGGGACGGCCGUUACUGCUGCUAAGAAAAUCCCUUUGAAAGAGAAAGUAUCGAAGGAGCAAAUGUUUCUGACAGCUUUGCAUACAACCAACCCGUUCAAAUCCAUGCCGACACGCAAAGAUUCACCAAUUCACCUCCCGGAAUCAGUAACGAACUGUCUCCGGCCGUCCCUCUUCCCUCGCGUGCCUCCGUACCUCAAGUUCAUAGGACACGACGAGAGCCCCUGUCUAAAAAUACCUCUGCCCAUACAGAAGCAUCUCAAGUGGAAACUGACUGCCAUCACCCCGAUUGUUGUGAAGAAAACCCUGACUAACUCUGGAUUUCGGCUGGUUAAGAGCGAGUGUGAUACGGCUGAGUGUCCUCAGGAAGAUCCCUUUUAUCUAAUUACAGAAACAAUAGAAUGGAUUGGCAUAUGGGGCAAGCAUAUGAAAUCAAUAAUGUUCAGAGCGAUCAAGGACGGACAGAAAAUGAACCAUUUCCCGGGCACGUUUCAAAUCGGUAGGAAAGACCGGUUAUGGAGGAAUUUACAGAAAUUGGUAUCGAAAUACGGUAUCAAUGAGUUUGGUAUAAUGCCGAAGACGUAUGUUUUGCCUCAUGAUCUGAAGCUGCUGAAACACGACUGGGAGAAGUAUGCAGCUAAUAAUGAACGGUGGAUUAUUAAACCGCCAGCCUCAGCCCGCGGCACAGGCAUAAAGGUAGUCUCGAAAUGGACGCAGAUACCCAAGAAGCGGCCGGUGGUUGUUCAACGGUAUGUGUCCAAGCCGUACCUUAUAAACGGCAACAAGUUCGAUCUCAGGCUGUAUGUGCUCGUCACGUCGGUACACCCGCUCAGGAUAUAUCUGUAUAAGGAUGGAUUGGCCAGAUUUGCUUCAGUGAAGUACAACGAUGAGUUAGCAUUUUUGAACGAUAGGUAUAUGCACUUGACAAACUACUCAAUCAAUAGAUUGUCGAAGAAUUACACGCCCAAUGAAGACUUCGCAGCUUGCGAGGGACAUAAAUGGACGCUACAAACUCUAUUACAAUACCUGAAAUCAGAGAAGCGCGUGGACAUAGACAGCCUAUGGGAGGCCAUGAAGGACCUUGUCAUUAAGACUAUCAUCUCCGGCGAGGCCAGCAUCAGUUCGUUAACUAAAGCGAAUAUAACUUCCCGGUAUAACUGUUACGAGUUGUUCGGAAUAGAUGUUCUGUUGGAUGAAGAUCUUAAGCCUUGGUUGUUGGAGGUGAACAUCUCCCCGAGCCUGCACAGCGCGUCGCCGCUGGACAUCCACGUGAAGGGCCCGCUGGUGGCCACCGUGCUCAACAUCGCGCAGUUCCAGGUGCCGCUCAAGACCAACCUCGACAUGCUCAGCAAGGAGAAGCCGCAGAAACUCUUUCAGGUGCCAGGCCACACUGAUAUGGACUCGCUUGUCAAGCAGAAUCCUAAGAAACUGGCCGGGUUGCCAUACGACAGUCGGUUAUACACUGUGUACCUGUCUAAAGAAGAAAGGGAUAAACAUAUCAUUUAUACUAAUAUGGAAGAACGGGAUAUGUAUCUUCGCGACAUCCUCUCAACAUUGACGCCCGACGAUGUCCGUCACCUCAUACAAUCGGAGGACGAGUUGACGCAGUCGGGUGACAUGGAACGCAUAUUCCCGACGCCUGAGACACACAAGUACCUCGGGUUUCUAGCGGGGCCCCGGUAUUAUAAUCGCCUGUUCGAUGCCUGGGAGUCGCGGUAUGGAAAGAAUAGGGACCCUGGCCUGGAGCUGCUGCGCAACCUGUGCGACAUCGGCUACCACCUGGAGGUGCCGCCCGUGCCGCUCAAGCAGCUGAGCGCGUUGGAUGGUUGCAGAAUGACGUGGACGCGCCGUCGCCGGCCGCGUCGGAGCGCGCGUCCGUGCCGUCCGUGGCGUCGCUGGAGCACGGCGCCUCCGCCUGCAGCCUGGCGCCCGCCUGCAGCCCCGCGCCCGCGCCCGCGCUCGAGCCCCGCGCCUAGCGCCGCCGCGCCGCGCUGCUGAUCGUGUGCUCCGGCCCGCGCUAGCUCCGCGACUCGAACCUUGUCGUCCUAUAGUUGCCGUUAUAGAGUGUGACCGAUGUGUUUCGACAACUUUGAUGCUGUCGCUUUGUGUAGAUGAGUUGGUGCUCGACCGUUUGUCGUAGUGAAGAUUAUAUUUAAUGUUCGACGGACGCGCGACGACCAUCUGGAGUCGGCCGGGGGCCGGCGGUCCGCUCAGAGUUGUCGACCGAUAUGUGUUAGUUCUCCAGUCUUUGUCGUCGUAUUCUUGACUCGAUAUUACUCAAAUCACAUUCCUGCUCAUGACCUUUUCACUAAUUAUGGUAUAUACCUAAUUUAAAAAAAAAGUUGCAAGUUACUAAAUCUGAAAAAUAUAGAAAAACUUGUUGUAAAAUUUUGGACAGCAGUGAUAAAAAUAUCAGUGUUCAAAAUUACAAGCCCGUGAACUGUAGGCAUUUAUAGUUGGCUAAUAUUUACGUAAUUAUAGUUUUAAGAAUGAAGUCUGCGUAAGACGGGCUCAAUUUGAAUGUCUACAUUAGUGGGUGAAAAGGAUAGCGGAGAAAAUUUUAAGUAUUUAUAAGAAAAUGUAGCCUUAUCUACCUAUUUGUUUUAGGAUGAUUGAAAUAAAAUUUCUGAUAUGCUUAUUCAGUACAAAUUGUAAUGUUGCAUGCAAUAAAUGGGGCGGUAAAUAUCACGAAUAACAUUUAUUCGUAUCGCCAAGCUUACUUCUGAAUAUUGGGGUUUUACGUGAUAACCAAAGCAUUCAGAAACUAUAUUUUAGUCAGUAUUCCGAGACUGAUAGAAAUCUUUAGUGUUAAUUCAUAUUUUAAUUUUGUUUUAAUGAUCUAUUUAACUUUGUACGUUCUAUCAGUCUUACAGCUGUGUACGCCCAGGUAAACUUUGUAAAACAUAUUGAUUUAAAAAUUGAAUUGUAUAAAAUUAAACAAAAAAUAAAUUCUCAAGGCUUGAAUGGUCUGCUUGAUCAGUUUAUCCUGCGUGUAUAUAGCCGAUCAUCACGAACGUUCCUCCUAAGAUUAACGUAAAUAACGUUAAUGGAGAAUUCUUUAAGUAAUGUAGGUAAUUCCCUAUUUACAAUGUGUUCAUUGUAUACCUAGAGUUUGCUAGUUUAGCGCGUAAAAGCUCGUACCGUCUUCGAGUCGUGUUCAAAGUAAUAAAGAAUCGAUGAAAUUUGAUGUAUAUAAUCUUUUAUUGUAAUCGAUUUGUGAGUAGUCACGAUUAUAUUUCCAUUCCUUUUUAAGAAAAGUUUAUAUAACAUUAUUCCCAUUGACGAUUAUGAAACGUAACCAGUGUAUUUUUUUGACUUCAUAAAUUAGUUGUUUCUUUACAAAUACAAGUUAUUGUAAUUACUAAAUUAUUUUCAGUGUAACAAUAAAUCGGUUGACACUU